This is a messenger RNA of Torulaspora delbrueckii, 3795 nucleotides long. RefSeq names its product Sec31p (gene SEC31). Gene Ontology annotation, molecular function: protein binding; structural molecule activity. Bases 1 to 3795 code for a protein of 1264 amino acids. Gene Ontology annotation, biological process: endoplasmic reticulum to Golgi vesicle-mediated transport; endoplasmic reticulum organization; intracellular protein transport. Lineage: Eukaryota; Fungi; Ascomycota; Saccharomycetes; Saccharomycetales; Saccharomycetaceae. The record is from RefSeq and is a predicted model, not a curated record. The transcript has a single exon. Gene Ontology annotation, cellular component: endoplasmic reticulum exit site; COPII vesicle coat.
AUGGUUAAACUAGCCGAAUACUCCCGAACCGCGACGUUUGCGUGGUCCCACGAGAGAAUUCCCUCCCUUGUUACUGGAACGGCCUCUGGGACAGUAGAUGCAAACUUUUCGAGCGAAUCUGCUCUAGAAUUGUGGUCGUUGCUAGCCAGUGAUCCUUCUAAACCUAAGGCCUCACUUGCUGUGGAUGCAAAGUUCAACGAUCUCGAUUGGUCGAAUGAUGAUAAAAUUAUCGCUGGUGCCCUGGAUAGCGGUGUAGUUGAACUUUUCUCUAGUACAGGCGACUCUUUGAAAUCAGAAGCGCGUUUCCAGCAGCAUCAGGGUGCCGCAAAGACUGUCAAGUUCAAUUCAAAACAGAAUAACGUUUUAGCAUCUGGUGGUAGUAAAGGUGAGAUCUACAUUUGGGAUUUGAACACUUGUCUGAAGAACUCUGAGGGCUACACACCGUUGACUCCUGGUGUUGCAAGUACUCCAAUUGAAGAAGUUACUUCUUUAGCUUGGAAUCAAUCGUUGGCACACGUUUUUGCCUCUGCAGGGUCUACAAGUUACGCGUCAAUCUGGGAUUUAAAGGCAAAAAAGGAGGUUAUCCAUUUAAGUUAUGCUUCACCAAGUACUGGCUUGAAAUCACAACUAUCAGUCGUCGAAUGGCACCCAAAGAACUCUACACGGGUGGCUACAGCCACCGGUAGCGACACCGAACCUUUGAUCCUGGUUUGGGAUCUGAGAAACGCAAACACCCCACUACAAGUCCUAUCGAAGGGUCACUCCAAGGGAAUCUUGUCUUUGGAUUGGUGUUCUCAAGACGAAGAGCUUUUGCUGUCCAGUGGUCGCGAUAACACCAUAGUGUUGUGGAACCCAGAAUCCGGGCAGGAAUUGACUCAGUUUCCAACGCGUGGAAACUGGUGUUUCAAAACAAAGUUUGCACCAGAGGCUCCAGACCUUUUUGCUUCUGCAUCGUUUGAUAACAAGAUUCAAGUACAGACUUUACAAAACCUGGUUAACACCUUGGACCAAGAACAAACCGAAUCUAAGCAGAAAGAAUCUGAGACAGAUUUUUGGAAUAAUGUGACUCAGGAGGACUCAAAUGAAAAACCAAACAUGAUUCAUCUACAGGCUCCAUCAUGGUACGGUAACAAAUCUCCUGCCGCUCAGUGGGCCUUUGGUGGUAAAUUAGUUCACAUCAGUGCUGACGGUAGAAGUGUUUCUAUCACCAAGCCAUCGCUACCGGGUCUUGAAGAGAAUACUAUGUUAGAUCAAGCUUUGAAAAGUAGUGAUUUUAAGCCUCUGAUAAAUAGAAGAUUGGCCAAGACUAUUGAUGAUACCAACGACGAGGACUGGAAUCUACUUGAAAAGCUUUCUAUGGACGGGAAGGACGAAAUACUAAAGGAGGCAUUUACUUUUGAUGAUGAAGAAGAAAGAAAGGAAAAGAACAAGAUUGACGAAGGUGAGGAUUUCUUUGCUAACAUCGAGGAAGCUUUUCAACCAGAGGGAGAGUUUAGUUUAUCAAGGGGUGUUGAGAAACAAAUCUCACAAGAUGUCGUCGGCGGUAACCUGAAGUCUGCUGUAUCUGCUUCAUUGGACGAUGAUCUACUUUUAGAAGCCAUGAUUAUCGCCCUUGAUUCGGGCGACAAGACGUUGAAGGAUUCUGUCAAGAGAUAUUACUUCACAAAGUAUGGUAACAAGUCGCCAUUGUCGAGAUUCUUGUUCUCUAUUUCUAACGGCAACGCAGAUGAUUUGGUGAAGAACUUGGAGAUUUCGCAAUGGAAGUACGCUGCUAAGGCAAUUGACAGAUUCUAUGCAAAUGAUUUGCAGUCAAAGAAUGAGCAACUAGAAAAGUUGGCUUACAGACUUCUGGAAUCCGGCAACAGACAGGAUGCUAUUCUUCUCUACCUAUCAGCAAACUCUUUGGACAAAGUGGCAGAAGUCUGGCUAAAGGAAGCUCAAGGAUUGGAAGAAAAAGUGCAAAAAAACAAAGGGUCGCUCUAUGAAGCUCAUUCUGAGAGUUUAACUGAAUUUAUCGAAAGAUUCACAGUUUUGGCGAAGCUCGUUGGUGAAAAGACCAAGAUUACCAACGAAGAUCUCAUCUCCAAGUUCAUGGAGUACGUGAACCUAGCAUCAUCGAGUGGUACAUUUGAUUUAGCAUACUCAAUCUUAGAAACUUUGCCUGCUGAAAAUCGUGAGGUUCAGCUGGAGAAAGAACGUGUACUGCUCGCUUCCGGUAAGUCGGUCAAAAACGUCAAGUCCGCUCAAAAGGCUUCUUUCGCUCAGCCAUCUAUGAAACCUGCUGCUGGCGCUCUACCAUAUGGUGCUGUAACUCCAGGUUAUGUGCCCCCAGGUGGAGUAUUGCCUAACGCUCGUGUGGGCCCUCAAAUCGCACAACCUCUUGCAGGCUCGGUCGGCGGCUCCAACACUAAUCCAUAUGCGCCUCCUGCAGGAUCUCCAGCACUGGGCACUAGAUAUGCACCAACAACAGCUUCUCCUAACACUUAUCCGAUGAGUAUGCCAGCCGCUACGCAGAGCUCUUUCACUCCACCAGCAAACCCUUAUGCUGCAAGCGCUGUCAACACCGCAGGAGUUCCUAUCGCUGGACAAUCUUCCUACACGCCAUUGAAUCCCAAACCUGUUCCAAAUUUCAUCUCCUCUCCACCAGCGUAUGGAGCUGCCGAGCCCCCAACAGGACCACCACCUCCAACGGUGGCAUCUGGUCAAACUCCUUCUCUAAACAGAAAAGCGAACGAUGGUUGGAACGAUUUGCCACUACCUGUAAAGGAGAAGCCAUCUAGGGCUAAAGCGGGAUCUGUUGCACCAGUGAAGAUUGCCGCGGCCCAAACUGCUGCACCAGCUAACGGAAUCUCGCGUCCCCCCUUAGUAGGCAAAGUCUCAUCGAUGACACCUUCUUUAUCGUCACCGCUUCCUCCACCACCUGUAAAGAGCAGUAGGAUGGCAUCCGUAUCCUCCAAUGGGUCAAUGAUGUCCAAUUCUCCAAUGACUGGCUCUACGAAUCCUUAUGCGCCACCAGUGGUGUCCAAUAUAUCCACACCAAGAGUCAAUGCAACAGACUAUUCAGCACCUCAGGCUCCUGCAAUCGCUAAUCCCUAUGCACCCCCAGCUGUAUCAUCACCCAAACUGAACCAGCCAAAUCCAUACGCACCACCCGCCCAGACUGCUCCAAUGGCAGGGCUACCAUCAAAUCCAUAUGCCAACCCAGUUGGCCCAUCACAACCUCCAGCAGCUCAAAAGCCACCAAUCGGUCCACCUCCAGUGGGUCCACCACCAAUGAGCCUGAAGAAGAAAAAUCACAGUUAUACCACUGUAGAGAAUGCGAGCCAUCUUUUGGAGUCGGUCCAAAAAAAGCCUGAGUCACCAUACUCUAGGCCCCAGGUAGCUGCUCCACCUUCAGCGGACACUGCCCCAGUCUUAUCGGCAGCGGUAGUCGGAGCAACUGCUACUUCGGCUGCUGCUCCUGAAGGAAUUCCAGAAGAUCAACAACCCAUCAUGGACUUUCUGAAAGAAGAACUAGUACGUGUGACACCGUUGAUACCCAAGGAGUAUACUAAGCAGCUCAAAGACUGUGACAAGAGACUAAACAUCUUGUAUGGUCACUUGGAAAAGCAAGACCUUUUGACACAACCUACCAUUGAUAAACUCCGCAGUCUAACUCAGUUUUUGAAGGAGAAAAACUAUUCAGAGGCAAUGCAAGUACAUGUCGAUAUCGCCACUAACCACGCACAAGAAGGUGGCAACUGGCUUACCGGUGUGAAAAGACUAAUUGGUAUCGCUGAAGCUACUUCCAGUUAA